This is a messenger RNA of Poeciliopsis prolifica (blackstripe livebearer), 3716 nucleotides long. It is a transcript of the gene edn3b, whose product is annotated as endothelin 3b. The record is from RefSeq and is a predicted model, not a curated record. Lineage: Eukaryota; Metazoa; Chordata; Actinopteri; Cyprinodontiformes; Poeciliidae. The coding region runs from base 275 to 715 and encodes 146 amino acids. Gene Ontology annotation, cellular component: extracellular region. Gene Ontology annotation, biological process: regulation of systemic arterial blood pressure by endothelin; vein smooth muscle contraction; intracellular calcium ion homeostasis. The transcript has 4 exons. Gene Ontology annotation, molecular function: hormone activity; endothelin B receptor binding.
UGACAUCGUGGAUCAUCGCCCCGCUCUUUGCGAACGUCGUUUUAUUGAGACGCAGGCACGUUUGCAGCUGAUAUUAAGACGGGGAAAUAUUUACUCCCACUUUAAUGCGCUUGCUCGGCAUUAGAUUUAUGACUUCAUUUCAAAGAGUGGGAAGCCUAAAAAGGCCCCCGCUGUCUGUCCGGACCAUGUGAGCGCCGAGGAUUUACAGCAAACUUAAUGGAUAUACGUUCUCAUCUCACUAUGAUUCAGUUUUGGAGAGUCUGACGCAGCGAAAAUGCUGAGCUUUCACACAAGUAUGAUGGUUUUCCGAAUCCUGGUUCUGAUUAUUUUGCAAGGCGUUUUGAUGCCCCACGUGAAAUCCGAGAGCGACCCCAGAAGUGUCCCGGACUCCCAGGUGAUGGGCUCCACGGGAUCCGAGGCUUCAGAGCCGCCUGAGACCUCAAGGUCCAGACAAAAGCGCUGCACCUGUUAUUCCUACACGGACAAAGAGUGCGUCUAUUACUGCCACCUGGACAUCAUCUGGAUUAAUACACCUGAGCGCACUGUGCCUUAUGGUAUGUCUAACUACAGAGGACCAAAGAGAAGGAGACGUGAUGCUGCUGCAGCACCAGCGCCUGAAGGUGGUCGAACUCAGAUACGCCGAUGUGUCUGUGCUGUGACAGAUGCAGACCCCGGGUGUCAACGCUUCUGUCUGUCGAGCCCACAUCAGACUUGACUAUCCAGGAGUCUCCACAGAGUCCCCUGCUUUGGAUGAUGCCACAGCAACCGUCCAUCUUCUGCUGUUCCUAGGUCAAUGGAUCUUUCCACUCCCCUUCAUCCACUUCCAUUUGACCUCCGUUUGGCUCCUUGACUCCCAGGUACAAACUGUAAAAAAGAACUUCGGAGUUGCAUAUUGCCAACAUUCCUCGGCAUCAAUACUCUUGGAACAAGUUCCAUCAGGCCAACAGGUUUCAAGAAGUCAUCUGGAAAAUUCGAUGCAGACCUCUUGGGGCUAUUCUUACUUUUUGCUACCUUUUUGAGAAAACCCAAGGGAUUGUUUUUCACUAUCAACGCAAUAGCAAGUGACCUUGCUUAUGUCAAGCUUAACCAGACCAACUUCUGGUUUUGGUUUAUUUGCUGUUGACUGUAACUUUCAAACUUAGUUUUGUCUAGACCAACAUAUAAGCUUAUAAAAGUGUAUGAGAUGGUUUGUUCCACAGAUCAGGCCACAAAGCAAUAAAUGUCCAAAGAAAUCCAGGAAACCCAGGGAAUAAUGGGGUGAGGGCUUGUCAUAAAAAUAGGGAAACAAAGGCUUGAAGUUGCAGCACAAAAGUACUGGACAUACUGUUUUAAUUUGAUAUUUUCCAGAUUAUUAAUCAUUGAUAGGAAAGGCACUGAAAGCCCAAUUUAUAAGUACACCUUACUUGUAAUGUAUCCUUACUCCCCUUCAGAACUGCUUUGAUUCUUUCCUGCAAAGAUUCCGCAAAAUGUGCCUUUUGUCAAGUAACAAGUCUGAGAUUAUUUCAGAUUUUUGACUUAGGUAGGGUGUGCUGUUUAAAAUUCGCACAGUUGAUACUAAGGAACCCAAAUGAUGCCAGAAAUGUUCCCCAUACUAUAACGACACCUAUACUGGUCAGAACUGUUGAUGGUGGAUGGACUCAUACUUUGCAGAUAUUUAAUCCUAACUCUGACCGUAUCAUCCUAAUGAUGCAUCAACAUUGCUACUUAUCUGGUCCUACAAAACAAUAACAGUUUUGCAGUUUGUUAAAGUUCAGUGUUGGUAAGCAUGGUAACUUCAGUUUUCUGUUCUCUCACUGGAGUGGUUUCUGAUGUGGUCUUCUGCACUGUAGUCCAUCUACUGCAAGUUUUGAAGACUUUUAUAUUCAAAAAUGGCAUUCCUUGGAUGUAGCUGUUAAUAAUUUGGGCAAUGAAGAUUGACACGAACAGGUAGAGUAGAGCUGCAUGAACUGUACUCAACUGUGACUUGAAUAUAACCAUCAGACACUAAUUUAACAUUUCUUAAACUCUGAGGUGGUUAGCAGGUAUGGUAUGUUUUUUUAUGUGGUAAAUGGUAAAUGGCCUGUAUUUGUAUCGUGUUUUAUCAAGCCCAGAGGACCCCAAAGCACUUCAAACUACCUUCAUUCAUUCAUUUAUUAAUAAUACCACUUCUGAUUUUUAAGUAAGACAGUCCUACAUUACAUAGAAAUGUCCAUUGGCAUUAUGCCUUUGGGUCACUCUGAUUAUUCUUUGAAAAACAUGUCAAUAAUUUAUGCAGCUGCAAGUGAAAUCGUUUGUCCUCAAACAUUGUCAUUGAAUCAGAAAAAAUGGGCAAGCGUAAGGAUUUAACGGUAUUGAACAUGGUUCAGAUUUUCCAAGCAUCUCUAAAACUGCAGCUUAGGUGUUUCUGGUCUUUAGUGGUCGGCGUUUCUUAAACUAGUCCAAGAAAGGACAACUGUAGGGUCAUGGUCAACCAAGGCUUACCAAGUGAAAGUUGGCCCUUGUGUUCAGACCUAACAGACACAGCCUGCUUUAACUCAAACAGUUGAAAUUAAUGGUAUUUCUGAUACAAAAAUGUCCAAAUACACAAUGCGAUUUAUUACAUAUGUCAUAGCAUACCUGCUAACCAGUGGAAACAAUGUUUCCUUAUAGAUAUAUCUUCUUGUACUAGAGAUGGCAACAAGUUUGAGCCAGAUUGUCUGGCCUUAAAAUUCCAGACAAUCUCAAUUCAAUCAAACAUAUUGAUUGCAUUGAGAAGGUCAGACACUUGUCUUCCUUGUCUUUGUCUGUUUAUUGUCUUCUUUGAAUUGUUGUACUGAAUUGAAUUUUGUUGUGCUUCUGUACAAAACCAAUACAAAGCAUUCUGAUUCUGAUGUUUGGAUUGUGCUGGACAAAUAAGUCCAAAUCAUAGAGGUCACAUCCUUGGAUCUCACAAGACUGAAAGGACCUGCUAAAAUGUGUUGGUACUAGAUAUCACAGGGCACCUCCAGCAUUCUUGUGGAGUUCAUCCUUCGAUGGAUUGGGGUAUUUUCAGCAGCAAAAGUGCACCAAAAUACUAACAGACACAUGACCAUGAUGUUAAGCCUUAUGAGUGUUUAGUUUGUCUACAACUUUGGGCAUGACAUGAAAUACAACAUCAACACUAAUACAGAAAUGUUCUAUAGUUAAUUGGAAGGAGCAUCAGCCUUAAAGAAAAAUAACAGUGGACUUGUGAAUGUUGCAUUCUUUAAAACUAAAGACAUUGGGAUUAAACCCAUGUUUACAAAAGAAUUCAGAGUUUCAGAAUUUCCAGACGCAGUUAUUUUAUUAUUUUGUAAACUAUGUAUAGCAUGUAUAAUGUGUAUGCAUAACUUGUAUGUACAUUUCAGACGGCUGUAUUCAUACUUAACAAACACAAAACCACGUAUACCAGGAUAAUCCUAAUUGAAUAAUGAUCAAUGAUCGUGAUUUGAAGAUUUCACUAAUUUGUCUAGCCAAUUGAACAGUUUUCAUUGUUGGAGCAGAUUGUGAGUUAAAGGUUGGGGUAUUUUGGGGGAAAUGAAUUAUCUUACUCUCUUGUUAAAACAUGUUGCUCGAAUCUUAUUUGUUAUUGUUUUCCUGCAUCUCAUCUUGUAAUAAAGAAUUUAUUUCUUUUUUUGACAGUCUAUUCAAAAGCGUUAUUUUUGCUGUCAUAUGUGCACAUAGGACAUGGGUUUAUAUUGACCUUCCUUACUCAAUGUGGAAUAAAAGUGUACAACAAC